Messenger RNA from Peniophora sp. CBMAI 1063, 597 nucleotides. NCBI's taxonomy places the organism in Eukaryota, Fungi, Basidiomycota, Agaricomycetes, Russulales, Peniophoraceae. The record is from the annotation of a GenBank genome assembly.
AUGUCAGAUGUUACUACGGACGGGUCCAAUGCCUCCAACGACACCAUCCCCCAAAGCGCACCCGCCGGCUCGCUAACAGUGACCCAACCCCCGCAAACCUCCGUCGCCUUCUUCAAGAUCGCCUCAAACGCGCCCAUAACCUUCGCCUGGUCCUUCACCGACGUCCUCUCCACCCCCGCAUCGCUCACCGUCUCGGCCGUAUGCGACAACGGCAUGACCUUCCCCGUGGGACCCAUGACGGACGGCGCGAUCCCGGGCACGGCGACGAGCGUGGUGUGGGACGCGUAUAGCUUCGAACAGGCGCAUCCGCAGAGCCCAUUGCCGCAGAGCACGUAUAGGCUGCAGAUCUCUGAUGAGAGGGGGAUGGGGCAGGGGAUUAAGCCUGGGUUGUUGACGCCGUACAAUGCGCUGAGGUUUGCGCUUUAUUCGCCGCAGCCUGCGACGGCGCUGUCUACCGCAACGGCUGGAGGAGACUCUGCACCGGCGCCUUCUAUGGCUGAUCAGCUGCAUACGAGCCCUGCGUUCGUCAGUGUGCUCGCGACGAUUAUGAUCAUGAUGCUCUCGGGUUUCGCUCUCAUACGCAACGGUCUGCACUAG